This is a messenger RNA of Cricetulus griseus (Chinese hamster), 3161 nucleotides long. The record is from RefSeq and is a predicted model, not a curated record. Lineage: Eukaryota; Metazoa; Chordata; Mammalia; Rodentia; Cricetidae.
GUGCCCGCACCUGCUAGAGGGAGGGUUAAGUCGUCCCGGGAGCAUUGCAAGUCGGUGGCGGAGGCUUUGGCGGCGGCUGGCGACAUGGACAACGCAGGGAAGGAGCGAGAAGCGGUCCAGCUGAUGGCGGAGGCCGAGAAACGAGUGAAGGCCUCCCACUCCUUCCUGCGAGGGUUGUUCGGAGGAAACACGAGAAUAGAAGAGGCAUGUGAAAUGUAUACCAGAGCGGCAAAUAUGUUCAAGAUGGCCAAGAAUUGGAGUGCUGCAGGAAAUGCGUUUUGUCAAGCCGCCAAGCUCCACAUGCAGCUUCAGAGCAAACAUGACUCUGCUACCAGCUUUGUGGAUGCUGGAAAUGCUUACAAGAAAGCAGACCCUCAAGAGGCUAUCAACUGCUUAAAUGCAGCCAUCGACAUUUACACAGACAUGGGAAGGUUUACAAUCGCAGCCAAGCACCACAUCACGAUUGCAGAGAUCUACGAAACUGAGCUUGUGGACAUUGAGAAGGCUAUUGCACAUUAUGAACAGUCUGCUGAUUAUUACAAAGGAGAAGAAUCUAACAGCUCUGCUAACAAAUGUCUGCUGAAGGUGGCAGCCUAUGCUGCACAGCUGGAGCAGUAUCAGAAAGCCAUCGAGAUCUACGAGCAGGUAGGAGCAAACACAAUGGAUAACCCCUUGUUGAAGUACAGUGCAAAGGAUUACUUCUUCAAGGCAGCGCUCUGUCACUUUAUAGUGGAUGAGUUGAAUGCCAAGCUUGCUCUUGAGAAAUAUGAGGAAAUGUUUCCAGCAUUUACUGACUCUAGAGAGUGUAAAUUAUUGAAAAAACUUCUAGAAGCUCAUGAAGAACAGAACAGUGAAGCUUACACUGAAGCAACUGUUUCCACUAAGAGUUGGAGAGAUGGCUUGGUGGUUUAGAACAUUUGUUUCUCUCUGUAGAGGACCAGAGUGGAUUCUCAGCACCCCACAGCUCAUAACCAUCUGUAACACCAACUCCGGGGAUCCAGUGCUUUCUUCUGACCUCCAUGGACACCUGACACACACACUGUACAUACAUUUAUAUAUAUGAAAUUAAUAAAUCUAAAAUUCUUAUUUAAUUCCAUUAACCCAUCACCAUGCAGAAGUUCUAGUUGUAUUGAGCCCUUAUUCUUGAUUUCCACUGAGAACUAACUUAUCCGGGAUGCUUCUUCAGAAAGUUGUGACGGAGUUGUAACAUGUAGUUUUGGUGAUUUGAAGACAGUCUGACAGUGUAAAGGAGGGCUUCUGGUUAAAACUAAAGUAUCAAAACUGAGCCUUUGGUGCACUUUGGAGUAUUUGUGUUAUAGGUUACUUACUUUAUGUUUGUCUUUGUUUAUCUUUUGCAAUCUUGUGUUCAGAGUCAAGCAGAUUUCUCAGGAGCUUGGAAUGACUUCAACUCCAGGCUUAAAGUGACAGUAAAAAGGAAUAUCUUAACUUUUACCCUCAAACUGCUUUCACCAGUGUCAUUGUCUUUCUUUGCAUAAGCUGAAAUCCAUCAAGGGGAUUCUGCUCCCCAUCCCCUAGUUAUUAUUUGAUUGUAUUUUUUAUGAUCAGUAAAUAAUAGUUUUCUUAUACCUUACUAAUUCUUAUGCCAUGCCCUCUGUCCUCUUGUCACAUAAAAUUUACCUUUACAUCUAUAAUAGCUUUUGUGGAUUUUUGCCAUAUACAUGUUGGCAUACAAAGAAAAAUUAAAUGCACAGGCUGAUAGGAUAAAAACUGAUUGGGGAGACAUGUUUUUCUUUGGUUUGGUUUUUCAAGAACAGGUUUCUCUGUGCAGUGGUCCUGGCUGUCCUGGAACUCACUCUGUAGACCAGACUGACCUCAAACUCAAGAGAUCCACCUGCCUGUGCCUCCAAGGGAUUAAAGGCAUGUGCCAGCUUUAAUUUCCACCUGGCUAGUAAAAUUGUUUUUAGUGAGGAAAGUUAUAAAUCCGAAUGAAUAUUUUUUAUAAAUAUUUUUAUUUUUAUUUCAUGUGCAUUGAUAUUAUGCAUGCUUAUGUCUGUGUGUGGGUGUCAGAUCUUGGAGGUAAGAGUUAUGAGCUGCAUGUGGGUGCUGGGAAUUGAACUCAGGACCUCUGGAAAAGCAGUCUUAACCACAGAGCCAUUCCUCCAGCCCUAGAAUGAGUAAUUUCUAAUCAAAGUCAGUGGGUUAUCACAGUAACAUCUUCAAACAGCUUAGGUCACUGGUGCUUGUGUUUUCAAUGUAUUUCAGGUAUAAUCCUGUUCUUCAUUCCUUAAACCAGGUGAAGGAGUUUGACUCAAUAUCACGCUUGGAUCAGUGGCUGACCACCAUGUUGCUUCGUAUCAAGAAGUCUAUCCAAGGGGAUGGAGAAGGAGAUGGAGACCUCAAGUGAAGCGCUGACAUCUUUGUGGCAUGCAGCUCAUUCCUUUUUAGUUUUGUCUUCGGGCAAAGCCAUCUUUCUGGGAUGCCCAAUUAAUGACAAUUUUGUUGUAAAUAAGCCACACAAUUUAUGUAUUGUUUCAGCUCGCCAUAUCUGUGUUACUGUGAGAAUGAGAGGCUGAAUGAAUAUUCAGUUUAUGGUUAUGACAACCGAAGUGUAUAAUGCUUAUCAGAGUCCUCAUAGUUUUCUGAUAAGUACUACCCAAUCUUAUUCCUGUUCUUCUGUUAUUUUCAGGGCCCAUGUUCAGUGUGGCCAUGUGUUUUUCCUUUUUGCCUCAACUCUGGUACUCAACCCGGUUUUAUAGAUGCUUUGCAAAGACAUUGUGCAUUGGUAUCUGGAUGGACCCUUUACACCAGUGGCUUAGUUAGAUCCUUAUUUAGGAAAAAGUUUGUAAUUCAGUAGAAACUGUUUGGCUUUUACAGUUAUUUUGAUGGUGCUAGUGAUGAAUUCAUUUGCUUUUUAUUUUGCCCCAUAUGCUCACAUAUACAUGGCAAACACUGAGAAUAGCUGGGAUCUGUUGGCAUCACUUGCAUUACAAGGAGAAAGAAUUUGCUGGCAGGUGUUGUAGUCCUGUUUUAUUCUGUGGAUGAAUGUUAAGGUGGAUUUCAGUGAUUUUUUUUGUUUUGUUUUGUUUUGUGACUUACACACAACCUAUGAAAAAUGGAUUUUUUCUCCCUUACCCAGUUUCCCCUUUUAGUCAUAAUGGAAAUCCCUUCUUCAUAUUUGCAUAAAAAUGUCUUAACUGGUA